AUGGGAAGCGUAUCACGGUUCCAGGACUGGCAUCUAGAAGUACCCAAGUACUACAACGCUAUUCUAUCAUCUUCUGAUUGUUUCAAUAUUGUUGCUCGUGUUCUCCUGUCAGCAGGAGCUUUACUUCAGACAAAAAACACCGCCCGUUGUUUGCCAUUAGUGAACGCCGCGGAACUCAAGCCGGAGGAAUUCUCUACCACGUAUCAAUCCCCACGGAGCACAGACAUGACCGAUUAUACAGCCUCUCCUGCAAAUACUGCUACUAGUGUCUCCUAUCUUGCGAAUAGAAUGCCUUUCGCGGAAUAUCGCCAUCCCUUAUCCCCUAUCCUCUGCCCGUCCUUUUGCGGGCAAACUCCAUCAGGAAAAUACAAGUCCUUCCUAUCACGUCUGGUGGAAAAAAACGAUGCCAGGGCUGUGCUUCAGACUCUAGUCGGUAGGUACUGCAAUUUUUGCAACACUAGCGGCGUCGACUCGGAGUUAAUCUGUUCGCUUUUGGCAAAUGUCAUCUCAGCUAUAUGUAAUCUGCCAGUUUGCGACAUACGAUCCCCUGUUUGUUCUGUACAUGGCUGCUAG
Molecule: messenger RNA, 573 nt
Organism: Trichoderma gamsii
Lineage: Eukaryota; Fungi; Ascomycota; Sordariomycetes; Hypocreales; Hypocreaceae
Exons: 2
Coding region: 1-573 (190 amino acids)
Source: RefSeq, a predicted model, not a curated record